UUUAUGCGAAAUGUUCUAAACAGGGAGCACUUUAUGCUCGAUGCGUUCUACUCAGAGAGGAUUCAGUUAAGAAAGACGAUUGUGCUAAAGAAUUUCAAGAAUUCAAAACGUGUUUACAAAGUGCCGCGAAAAAUUUAAAAACGCGAAUUUAAAAUGUUGUCGCGUUCUCUCGUUCGCAUCUUGAAUUUACCGUUUAAUUUACAUAUUACUGUCGCGUUUUUAAUUCGCAUAAUUUUUGUGUGUUACGCCAACUACCACGACCAACAUUAUGACGUUCCGUACACGGACAUAGACUACAGAGUUUUUACAGAUGCAGCGAAACACGUUUAUAAAGGGGACUCUCCCUACAAACGACACACGUACAGAUACAGUCCAAUCAUUGCGUUCCUUUUGACGCCAAAUGUUUUUCUAAACGUAAAUUUCGGGAAAAUUUUAUUUUGUGUUUUUGAUUUAUUAUGUUCUUACGCAAUAAAGAAGCUAAUUGAAAGACAACUAGUUGGUAAAAGCAAUGGACCUACUAUUGCAACGUAUUGUUCUUUAUUUUGGUUAUAUAAUCCGAUGAGUAUAGCUAUUUCAACCAGAGGGAAUGCAGAUUCAGUGCCUUGUUUUAUAAUAAUUUUGUCGCUGUUCUUUUUACAAACCAACAUCGUCGAAGGAUACACGAAAUAUGUUCUUAGUGGAAUAUUACUAGGGUUUUCAAUACAUUUACGAUUAUACCCAAUUGCGUUCACAUUUCCGAUGUAUUUAUCCCUUGGAGAAUAUAAAAUAAAUCGUAAUACUGGUAUGAGAGAUGCUAUUAUACAGCUUCUACCGAAUAAAAAGCAACUUUUGUUAGCAUUAUGUUGUAUUUCAUCGUUUAUAGCACUUACGGGCGCCAUGUAUAUAUUAUAUGGUUACGAGUUUCUCUUCGAAACGUACAUAUAUCAUCUCUUUAGAAAGGAUAUAAGACACAACUUUUCCGUUUUAUUUUAUUACACUUAUUUAACAGGCAGCCAGUUGUCAAUAGAUUUAGUCAAAUUUUUGACACAAAUUUGUGAGUGUGUUAUUUUGUUUGUAAUUAGCUUAGCUUUUGGCACAGAUAAACAAACGCUGCCGUUUGCGUUGUUUUGUCAGUCGAUUGUCCUAGUAGCCUAUAACAGCGUUAUGACGUCACAGUACUUUAUAUGGUUUUUGUCCCUUUUACCAUUGGUUGUACACGAUUUAAAGAUGAAAAUAAAUACGGCAAUAUAUCUAGCAAUACUUUGGGUCCUUCCACAAGCAAAGUGGUUAUUUUAUGCAUAUUUACUCGAGUUUAAGAGCCGAGAAACCUUUUUUUACAUAUGGGCAAGUGGCAUUUUCUUUUUCGUUGAGAAUAUUUAUGUUCUGGGUAAACUUGUCAAAAGUUACAGUCCCAGUUAUGGUUUCGGCCAGAUCAGUGAUAGUGAAAUUAAAAAUAAGUAGAGUACAUAAGAUUGUAGAUAUUAGAUAAUUUUGAAAUGAAAUGAAAUAAAAACAAAAAACAUUA
Molecule: messenger RNA, 1504 nt
Organism: Zerene cesonia (dogface butterfly)
Lineage: Eukaryota; Metazoa; Arthropoda; Insecta; Lepidoptera; Pieridae
Gene: PIG-M
Product: GPI mannosyltransferase 1
Exons: 1
Coding region: 154-1440 (428 amino acids)
Biological process (GO): GPI anchor biosynthetic process
Cellular component (GO): glycosylphosphatidylinositol-mannosyltransferase I complex; membrane
Molecular function (GO): GPI mannosyltransferase activity; alpha-1,4-mannosyltransferase activity
Source: RefSeq, a predicted model, not a curated record